Trichosurus vulpecula (common brushtail) is the source of this 3543-nucleotide messenger RNA. It is a transcript of the gene VTI1A, whose product is annotated as vesicle transport through interaction with t-SNAREs 1A. Gene Ontology annotation, molecular function: SNARE binding; SNAP receptor activity. Gene Ontology annotation, cellular component: late endosome membrane; SNARE complex; ER to Golgi transport vesicle membrane. The coding region runs from base 161 to 835 and encodes 224 amino acids. Gene Ontology annotation, biological process: retrograde transport, endosome to Golgi; Golgi to vacuole transport; macroautophagy. The record is from RefSeq and is a predicted model, not a curated record. Lineage: Eukaryota; Metazoa; Chordata; Mammalia; Diprotodontia; Phalangeridae. The transcript is spliced from 9 exons.
ACGAGUAGCACAACCCGGAAGCGGCCGGUCUGGGAGCUGUCCCGGGUUCUCGCUGCCGCCGACUCCGCUGCUACUGCUGCAGCUGCCACCGGAGUUUCGGCGUUUCGGAGCCGCUGCCCCCUACCCGCUCCGGGCUGAGUCCCAGACCCUCAUAGCCGCCAUGUCGUCGGACUUCGAAGGCUACGAGCAGGACUUCGCGGUGCUGACCGCAGAGAUAACCAGCAAGAUCGGGAGGGUCCCCAAACUCUCUCCAGAUGAGAAGAAGCAGAUGGUUGCUAAUGUGGAGAAACAGCUAGAAGAAGCAAAGGAACUGCUUGAACAGAUGGACCUGGAAGUCCGAGAGAUCCCUCCACAGAGCAGAGGACUGUAUGCCAGCAGAAUGAGGAGCUACAAGCAAGAAAUGGGAAAACUUGAAACAGAUUUUAAAAGGUCACGGAUCGCCUACAGUGACGAAGUACGGAAUGAGCUCCUAGGGGAUGAUGGGAAUUCCUCCGAGAACCAGUUGAUAAAAUUACGUGAAGAGAGGGCACAUCUGCUCGAUAACACAGAGAGGCUGGAAAGGUCAUCUCGGAGACUAGAGGCUGGAUACCAAAUAGCAGUGGAAACCGAGCAAAUUGGCCAGGAGAUGUUGGAAAACCUCAGUCAUGACAGGGAGAAGAUACAACGUGCUCGGGAAAGGCUUCGAGAAACAGAUGCUAACUUGGGGAAAAGUUCUCGGAUCUUGACAGGAAUGUUGCGAAGGAUUAUCCAAAACCGCAUUUUGGUGGUUAUCCUGGCAAUCAUCGUGGUCUUCACCAUCCUGACGGCUAUUUUUAUUUCUGUCAAAGGACACUGAUGUAUCUGCUCUUCCCUGAUAUACAGCACCACACGCCUUGUUCUGAGUAAUUAAGACAAAGUGGUCACAUGAAUCAUCCCUUUGCACUGACAGGCCCGAGUGCCCCCUUCUCCUCCCCCACUCUCGCCACUGUUCAACUUCGGUGCAAGGAGUGUAAAAGAUGUUUUCUAUUCUUGAUUGCGUGUGGGGUAAUUUCCCCUCCUGCUGAUAUCUUCACAGAGAUAUUUUUUUGGGAAGCUUAGAAUUUGACUUGAAAAUUUCACUGAGCGAUCAGAAUAGUAUUUGUUAAAUUCUUUCUCCAGCCCAUGAAAACAGAAAGGGCCAGGUUGUUGGGGGGGGAAAGGGGGGAGGUGCUAUUAGGGGAAUAGGGGGAGAAGAAGGGGAAGAGAUAUGAGUUAUUUAAUGCUUCUGUCAGCUUGUGUUGGGUGUCAGACUGUUUGUCACACCCCUUGUCAUAUAUAUAUAUGCCUUUCUGUGGUGUCCAAAUGUACAAGUUAAGAAGAAACCAGGUGAUGAAGAAAGAAAGUGAGUUUCUCCCAAGAACCAACCCAGUUCAUGAGCAGGGAGAAAAAAAAAAGGAGCAAACCUCUCUGGCUUAAUUGUAAAGGAGGCUGUGGAAUGUGGACCAUGUAGUAAAUUGACCUACAGUUUUCCCCAUUUUUCUAUUGAAUAUAUUUUUACUAAAAUUGCCUAAUAUCCACUUUUUACAAUUUUCAUUACUGGCUGUGAGAAGUGUUUCUUUGCUCUGUAAGAGCUCAGACUUCCUCAUAUUUACUAGCAAGAUGAGGCCUUGCACAACAUUUAAUUGUGACCUGGGCAUUCCAGACCAAUUUAAUCAUCUCUCCAUCCUUCCAGUUUUAGUAUUUGUGCUGCCAAACGCAGCCCCUAGUAUAAGUAAAAGGUCUGACAAGGUUCUCUCCAUAUCCAUUUCCGUAUGUAAAGAGAACAUGAAUAUUUCAGUAAGAGGGAGAACAUGACUCCAUUAGUGUGAAAUUUCAAAUGUUAUUAUAAAUAUGAUGAUGUUCUGUAGUAAGAGAGACUUGAAUAAACUUUAUCUGAAACAUCCACUAACCUCCUUGCAAACAGUGAGUUACAGUGGAAUACAAAAAAGGAGGGGGGUGCAGGGGUUAGGGAGAGGCUGUUAACUGGUGCUUUGACUAACCAAUAUUCUCAAAACCUCCCUGAGUUGGAUAUUUGUUCAAACCUGUAAUUUGAUUUGUGAUUUUGAGUCUCUUUUUCUAAAGUACUGAGUAGAAAUGAGUUCAUUUGUAAUCAGGCUUAAAGUUGUUCAAGCAAAAACUGUGAGGUCGGUUGAUUGUUUUUUUUCCCAGCCACAAAGCAAAAGGUGUUUUUAUUACAGUUUCCUAGGCUGCUCCAAGUUCUAGGGCAGCCUUUGAAUAUAAUUGGAAGCUUCAGAGUCUUCAAAAUCAAACCUGUUGUCUCUCAUAAAAAUGUUUAAUAACUUGUAUGCCUGGCCAGCAAUCACCUGGCUGGAACAUUUGCCUUCUUUUUUUCCAAACCAACUCAGAAGAGAACUAUUACAGUUCAGAAAGAAAAUGCAGGGGUGCAAGAAUGGUGAAAUUCACCAGAGAAAUGGUACUUAUCUAAGCAGGUUAGGGCAUGCAUGUGUUCCGAUAAAUCAUUUAGUAUUGUGUAAAUAAAGCUGCAGCCUUUUCUUUGGAAUGAUGGUGAGGGAAUAAGAUGGAGUGAAGUGGGACCUGGAGAAGGAAUGGGAGCCUGUGUUAAUUUUCCUAUCAGCUUUAGGAAUCCAUCUGGUCAUGAAUCUUUUAUUCAGAUAACAAAAAUCUGUAAGCACUAAAAACAUUGCAGAAAUCAUUUUCUAAAACCAUUCCUUCCUGUUUGGGAGCACUAGUAGCAUGACUGUAAUAGAACGUCCCCUCUAGUGUUUGUUCAGAUCUGUUGAUCUUAGUUAAAGUAUACAUCUAGUUAUCUAGUUACCUAAUCAUGCUCCGGUACCCAGCAGUGGCUUCUGGGGUCCACCAAGUGAGCGUAAUCAAUUUUAUAAUUCAGACUUUUCAGCUCUAAAAUAUCUUACUUAAACCUACGGUUCAUGUUGAAGUCAUUGCUGGGCGAGAAGGGGAAUAAACAGAAAGCUAACUUUUCAAGGACUAGUUGGUUUGUUUUUUCCACAGGUAUUAGCCCUUCAUCAGUUGUUGCCCUUUGCCCAUGUUGCUGUCAGUACGUACUGUUGCCCAAAUUUCAUUUCUGCACUUUGGGAUUGGGGUAUCAAAGUUGAACAGACACGCCUCACCAGCUCCACUUUCCUCUACUUCUGUAAUGACCCCCUGUGGUAAGGCAAGCCCAUUCGUCUCUAGAGAGAGUUGGGAGGAAGUAGGUUUGGAGGAUCCCUUGAACUCCCCCAACAUGACCCCUGAGUAGAUGUUGGAAAAAUUGAGAAAGAAAGUACCCCCCAGAGGACAUAUUCCCUCACCUCCCACCCCUCCUCGGAUUCGGGUAUUCCCACAUUUGCCGGAAGUAGCUUGUCAAAUUUGAAGCAGGUCUUGGAUCUGUGAAUGAUUCUAAGUACUUACAAAUGUAAGCCUCAAAGAGUCGAAUGUUUCUAAUGUCGGUUGCCUUUGUUGGAAAUGAUGCAUGGGAGAAGGGGGGGGGGGCGGUAUAUUACUGUGUAAAAUUCAUGCAGACUAAACCGUUUCCCUGACAGAAUAAAUAAAACGCUGUUACCCUGA